This is a messenger RNA of Staurois parvus, 312 nucleotides long. NCBI's taxonomy places the organism in Eukaryota, Metazoa, Chordata, Amphibia, Anura, Ranidae. The record is from the annotation of a GenBank genome assembly.
CACUGAUGCGCACUGAUAGGCGGCACUGAUGCGCACUGAUAGGUGGCACUCACUGAUGGGCGACAUUGAAAGGCAGCUCAGAUGGGCACUGAUAUGUGGCAUUGAUGUGCACUGGUAUGCACUGAUAUGUGGCAUUGAUGUGGCACUGAUGGGCACUGGCACGUGGCACUGAUGAGAACUGACAGGUGGCACUUCUGGGGCCACACUGAUCCAUCAGGCCACACUGAUCAUCACUGUCAGCGUAACAGCUCGAGAGGAGAGAAAUGCCGAUAACAGGCAUUUCCGUGUUUACAGGUGAGCAGCUGUGAUUGG